CUUGGGAGGGGGAAGCAGCACAUAGGAAAAUGACUGGCGCUUUUUCUUGCGGUUUUGGUGGUAGGGGGCCUCUGGUGAGCAGGGCGUGCCUCCAACGUCAAGGCGGUGACUCAGUUUUGUUGCAAGACUACAGCUACCAGAGUGUCGAGCUGGUUAUAAAAGGCUGUCAAAGGGGUGGAGGCAGCACACAGCCACGGAGAGACACCAGGGAGAAAGAGGGAGAGGAACCGACUGGGCAGCAACUGAAGGCGAGAGGUGCUUCUAGCCAGCUCAGAUGGGGAUGAAGAUGCUCCCGGUGCUUCUGGCCUCUUGGCUGGUUCUGGCGCGAUCGGCCACCUUGGCUCCCACAGAUGACAGAGCAGAGCUGCCACCACCUGCCUCCGCAGACGACUUACUCCAAAAAGAAAUUGACCUAAAAGAAUUCCCGUUUCAGUCUUUGCUCCAGGAGGAAGUUGACCCUGAUUGGAAUCCUCUGGACCAACAUGAAGUGCUCGAUCUGCCGUUGCUGAUCCACGGGGAGCCCCAGACAAGUUCCUCUGCCCUCACCCCCAGAGGCCGAAGGCCCUCCGGUGCUGGCUGCAUUCGGGGCCAGGGUUGUGGUGGUCGCCCACGCUUCCCCAGCAACCUGGCUGAGUUCCCACCGGGCCGCCCCAGCCUCAGCAACAUCGACAGCAUCUGCACAGAAGGGAGGCGUAAGGCAUCCUACGGGCCCUGGAACCUGCCCAGCACUGGCUUCAGCCACCUCAGCCGCCAGGGAGAAGCCCUCAACAGCCUGGAGGCAGGCCUGAGCCAGUGCUGUCAACUGCCCGAGGACAGGAAGCUGAGCUGCAGCCAGACCUCGUGGUCGCACGUCUUGGAGCAGUUCUGCACAACUGAGUUCUCAGUGAAGACCAGACCGUACCACUGCUGCAAACUGGAGGGGGCCAGCAAGGACCGUUGCUUUGCCAACAGAGCCCCUUUCCCAAAUUACAACUAUGCCGGUGAUGAAGCCCAGCCGAGUACCUGCGCCCACGGUGACCCCUCCCGGUGCAAAUCUGAAGACCUGGUCAGCACUCGCAAGCUUCCCGCGAUCUCCUUCCCUCCGGGAAAACCUAACGAUGCCAACAUCAAGAACAUUUGCAAACUGCGCAAAUUCCGGCCCGUCUACCUUGCCAGCACCCUCCCGAAGUCAGGCUUUGGCUGGUUUGUGCGCCAGGCCCGAGCAAUAAACCGCUUGGAAACUGAGUUCAAGAAGUGUUGCCGGAAGGAGGAUGUUAGCUGUGCCCACAGCGGGUGGGAAAAAGUCCUGACUCAGUUCUGCAAGCAGGAGCACGCUCUGAAAACCAAGCCCCACCUCUGCUGCAAAGAGGAGGAGGGCGAGAGCCGCUCAGAUUGCUUCGCCAACCAGGCUCCCUUCCCGGCCUACGACAGGGAAAUUCAGGUGGUCAGCCUGGCUGAGGUCACCCCUUCGCUCCUGGACCUGCUGUGCGGGCAAGUUGCACUUCUUUCCAAGCAGAAACACGUCCCUGCUCUAAUCCAGAACAUCACAGAGCCCUGUUGCAAGCUGCAGGGGGAUGAGAGGACGCAGUGUGCUCAGCAAGAGAAAUCUCAGUUUAUCACCACCCUCUGCAACGCUCCGAAAGCCUCAUGGAAGGACACUAAGAAAUGCUGCUCUCAGACCAAGGAUGCGGCCCGCAGCACCUGCUUUGAUUCCAGCUACCUGAACAGCGUCACCCUGGCCAGCGCAGGACAGCCCCUCCAGCCCACCGAGCCAACACCAUAAACCGGAGCGGACAGUUCGCACACUGCUAAAAGACACCUUGCCCUCUUUUUUGGCCUGCCCUACUUGGAGGGCAAGUUAGCUGUCUUCUUGGCCUGUAGACUGUCGGAUCUGUAAGUCAUUUUCCCCUUCCCCAGCACAUCCUGGCCUUCCGUUCAAUGGGGUGUCUCACACCCCAGCUUCAUGCACUUUAUCUCUUGGGCAGUUGCAACCAACUGACUCCCACUUUUAGGUUCUUGACCCUUCCUCCCUUUCUGUCAGAUUUUGCCUUCUGUAUCUGAUGUGCUGAAAGGCAUCUGUUUCACCCUGGGGGAAGGAAGAGAGGCAGUUGCCAUUGUACUCCCUCUGGGUCAGUUUGUAACAGUACAUCAUUCCUGCCAAAUUGACCACCACCAGGACUCGGUGAGAUCUUGGUUUCCUUAUUUCCUUUUUUUUUUUUGAGUCCUGCACUCUGUUUUGUUUAAAGCUAGCACCACAAAGAGCAGUAUCUGCUUUUGGGUCUCUGUUACAUUGAAAUGGAGCAGGUUGGUCUCUGGUGAGUUCAUCUGGUGCCAACUUGGUGUGGAGGCACCAGUGCAGGAGCAAAGCCUGGAGGACUGGAAGAGGGGGUUUAUUUCUGAGCAGCUCCUCCGCUGAGCUCUGGAAGUAUAACAUUUACUGCAGACCAGGGGAAUGGUUUGGUUGUGAAUGAAAAUGAUCUGGAGCGGCUGUUAGUCCAGAAGGCAACAUUUGGCAGGAGAGUUCUUUGGUUGGCAUUUCUGCUGAGCCCCGUUUCUGUGUCUUGGUUGUGGAGGCUCAGUUGUCUCUCCUUGCUUCUGGCAAUUUGUUUUCAUAUCCAAGUGCAGUGUCUGCAUACAAUCUCUGCCAGAGACAAAGGGUUCUAAUAAACCAUUUGUGGAAGAAUAA
This is a messenger RNA of Eublepharis macularius, 2665 nucleotides long. It is a transcript of the gene ECM1, whose product is annotated as extracellular matrix protein 1. Gene Ontology annotation, cellular component: extracellular region. Gene Ontology annotation, biological process: signal transduction; regulation of bone mineralization. NCBI's taxonomy places the organism in Eukaryota, Metazoa, Chordata, Lepidosauria, Squamata, Eublepharidae. The record is from RefSeq and is a predicted model, not a curated record. The transcript is spliced from 7 exons. Bases 275 to 1762 code for a protein of 495 amino acids.